CAGAAAAAUCUUUACAUUGUAUCACUAAUGUAAACAUUGUAAAAUGUAAAUAACUGUUUUGAUUUGAGUUUUUCAUCGAUGUCGGUUUGAAAAACGUGAAAUAAUUACACAGUUAAUAUGGGGAAUGGCGCUUCUACUACUAAGAACCGAAACAAAUCUAAUCGAGCUCAACAACUACCAUGUUUAAAAAUAGCUAUAAUAGGUGACUGUGGUGUUGGUAAAACUAGUAUAUUAGUAAGAUAUGUACAUAAUCAGUUUAGUCCAGUGUAUAGCCCUACUCAUAAGGUGGCCAUAGAAAAUAUAGUAAGGAAAGUAAAUAUACCGAACCAUGCCUUAGCUUCUAUAACAUUCUGGGAUAUUCCUGGUAGAGAAGAGUUUGACCUCUAUAAAUCUUAUUUUACUAAUUUAGAUGCUGCAAUAGUUGUUGUUGAUCUAAGUGAGAAAGACUCAUUAGAAAUGGCUUUAGUAUGGAAACAGUUGUUAGUAAACAAUAUGUACACAUCAACCCUUAUUGAUAGUACACCAGGUGUCAAACAACCAUCAGAUACUUAUAAAAUACAACCAUCAACAGACAAAUAUACAGUACCUAUAUUAUUACUAGCAAACAAGUUAGAUAUUGUAGAGGAAUUGAAUAAAGAAGAAGAAGGUUGUGACAAGUUGACAGCUUGUGUUAAUAAGGUAGAGGAAUAUGGAUCCAAGCAUAACUUCACGGCAAGUGUAUGUGUAUCAGCUCGUAAUGGUGAUGACAGUGUACAUCAAGCUAUACAGAGUUUUAUAAGAUUGAUAUUAGAGAAAUAUUAUAAACCAACUGUAAAAGUAAAUAAAGAUAUUAAUACACAUACUGCUUCUACUCGAACACCGUCAUCUAAAAAACCUCUCUUUCAAUCUUGUGGCAUUAAACAAAUAGAUGAAGAAUUUGAAAGAGGAGAAAAAUGUUUAAGAAGAAUUCAGCUAUUGAUUAAGCUAAAUGAAAAUAGUUUAAAUAAGUUUAAGAAAAAAUGCAUCAAAUCUGAGUUAGCUCAUAAAGAUGAAGCUAGCCUAGAGUCUUGUGUUGUUGCAUUGAAGAAAUAUUUUUGUUCUCCAGAUACAGAAAUUACAUUUGAAGAAAGUGGUGGAUUCUGCACAAUACAACCUUAUUGUAGUAAAGGAGAGUUUAAAAUGGCUACAUGUUAUGAGAAAAUAUUUCAGACCUUCAAUAACGAGUAUUCUGUCAGUGUGAAGACUAUCUUAAAUGAAUUUCCAGAAUUAGACAGAUCAUUAAGCUCUAUAGACACAAGAAUAUCUCAGUUAUGUGAAGAAUAUUCUAACAAUACAGAAACCAGCAAUACCAUGGAUACACAAACAGAUUAUGAUCAAGCCAAAUCCACCGUCGAAUUCAACAGAGCAACAAUUGUAUUUUAUCAAAACCAAAUAAAAGACAAACUUCAGAGCUCAUCCAAGGCAUUGUCUAAAAUUAAAACAGCCUUUUUAUGGUGAUUGUGUGCUUAAAUACAUGUGUAAUCUAAUUAAGAUUUAUGUCAUCCACUUGAAAAAUCAUAUUUUGAUUCAGUUCAUUUUGAAAGUCAAUUUAGCAUUAUAAACAAAUUGAUUAAUGCCUUUAUAAUAUAAACUAAUUCUAUAUUUUUUAACCGGUCAGAUUCCUUUCCAUCAUCCAAAUAGUGAUGAGAAUUCUCUUAAACUUCAGGAAUUAUAGAAUGAACAUGGAUAAUAUUUAAGGAGAAUUAUUUUGAAUCCUAAUUUUACUAAAUAUCUGGGGACGGUUUCAUUAAUUUUAAACUGAAAAUGAUUUUGAUUUUCCAGUGAUCUGAUUGGUCUUUAACUAAAAAAAAAUAAUUAAAUUAAAAAAUUUCUUAAAAAUGUCUGUUAAUGAGGAAGCAAAUGCAUUAAUCAAAAAUCAACAAUGAGAUCUAAUAAAGUUGCUAUUUACGCCUUAUUGAAUAAAAUGCAAUAAUAUAUAUUAUAUAUAUAUUUCAUUUGCUGCAAUGAUUUGUUAAUGGUGGCCUUUAAAUAUAUUUUUAUCUGUGAUAUGCUUUUUGAGCACUGUUUGUUUUACAAUCAUAUAAAUUUGCAAUUUACACCAUAUAAUAAAAUUACGAUAUUAUAUUC
Lottia gigantea (owl limpet) is the source of this 2106-nucleotide messenger RNA. RefSeq lists its product as hypothetical. NCBI's taxonomy places the organism in Eukaryota, Metazoa, Mollusca, Gastropoda, Lottiidae. The coding region runs from base 118 to 1476 and encodes 452 amino acids. Gene Ontology annotation, molecular function: GTP binding; GTPase activity. The transcript has 10 exons. The record is from RefSeq and is a predicted model, not a curated record.